Fusarium musae is the source of this 477-nucleotide messenger RNA. RefSeq lists its product as uncharacterized. The coding region runs from base 1 to 477 and encodes 158 amino acids. Lineage: Eukaryota; Fungi; Ascomycota; Sordariomycetes; Hypocreales; Nectriaceae. The transcript has 3 exons. The record is from RefSeq and is a predicted model, not a curated record.
AUGGCUCAACUCCUUGAAGAUGUCGCCCUCAAGGGGAAGAUUGAGGCCAUGACGGAAGAGAACAAGCACCUAAAUGAUCAGAAUGACGAGCUUGACCCUAUUUGUCUCGACACCCUCAGCAGGCGGCCCUGGUUCGCCAUGGACUCGAAGCGUGUCCGUGACGAAGGCCUUUUCUACUCGGCGCUCGCGAACUUCCUGUUUAGAAACCCCGGCCGACAGGAUCUGAUCAGCCCGGAGACCAUCGGCGACAUCGCCGCCCGCUGGAAGAUGGGUUCGCCUCUGACCAUCGAGCACAUCGAGCCGGGCCACCCGUCGUACAGGAAGCCCACCAUCCUGACUAUGGGGUGCUUUGCGCUGAGGAGAUCGAACAAGGUUAUGUUUGUUCACACCGUCGUGCUCUUGAUGUUCUUGGAGAUCAUCCAAGCACAAAGCUUUGUGGAGGAGCAUGGGGGAGGGCAAGUGGCUCCAGCCGUUUAA